This is a messenger RNA of Chelonia mydas (Green sea turtle), 6563 nucleotides long. It is a transcript of the gene TLCD4, whose product is annotated as TLC domain containing 4. The record is from RefSeq and is a predicted model, not a curated record. The transcript is spliced from 8 exons. Gene Ontology annotation, cellular component: endoplasmic reticulum; membrane. Gene Ontology annotation, biological process: lipid homeostasis. Lineage: Eukaryota; Metazoa; Chordata; Testudines; Cheloniidae. The coding region runs from base 498 to 1286 and encodes 262 amino acids.
AGGCUGGUUGGGCGAGCAAGCAGGGUACCUGAGACAGCAGUACUGGGGAAGGGCAGGCAGAGCUGGGGACCCCCCAGGCUGAGGCCUUGCUAAAGGCCAGGGGAGGUACUAGGGCUACAGGGAGGCAGGUGGGGCUGGAAAGGAAGCAAGUCCAAACCCCCUUGCUGAUAAUGAGUGACCACUUCAGACAGCAGUUUGCCCCUGAGGGAAGGGGCUAGAUGAGGCCUGGUAGUGGGUCACUGGGGCAUAGUGGUCUUAGAAGAUUGGGGUUCCUGGGAAGGGGAGAACCAGAGUGUCGGGGCACUGCUGUAGGGCAGCCCCCCAAAGUAAGGGGCACUGGAGUCUGGGAGGGAUGUGGGGCCUGAAGUGCUAUAAGUGGUGGAGAUCAGGAGGAAACAAGCAUUGGUAGGAAGACAUCAGUCAGCAGGAGGAGCUCCAAAGCUGGAACUGAGUUAAUUCCUGGAUGACCAGCAGGAGGUGCUGGUGGCUGAAGAAUAAUGGCUACCUUCAACACACUGAUUACUGGCAUUGCUGUUGCCAGUUUUACCAUAUUUCAGCUUCUGUUCCAUGUUCUAAGUUCUUGGGCAUCAACAAGAAUAACUCCUGCUUUUAAUAAUCUCAACCAAAAAAGGAAGAUUGAAUGGAAUUCAAGGACCGUAUCCACAUUCCAUGCUUUGGUGGUUGGUGCUUUUUGUGUAUAUAUCUUGUUGUAUGAUGAAGCUGUUAAUGCUGACCAUGUCUGGGGUGACCCUUCAAUUGUGAAACUGAAUAUUGCUAUUACCACAGGCUACCUCAUUUCUGAUUUGUUUCUUAUUACUUACUACUGGAAGGCAAUUGGUGAUAAAUUUUUUGUAAUUCAUCACUUGGCAGCUCUGUAUGCCUACUACUUUGUACUGGAUGAAGGAAUGUUGGCAUAUUUUGGUAACUUCCGUCUGCUUGCAGAGUUCUCUACUCCUUUUGUGAAUCAGCGGUGGUUCUUUGAAGUGCUGGGGUACCCCAGGUCUUCAAAAGCCAACAUCAUCAAUGGGGUGCUGAUGACGGUCGUGUUCUUCAUGGUGAGGAUUGUAGUCAUGCCUGUUUAUUAUGCCAACGUCAUUUCUGUGUUUGGAACAGAGGCUUUCCACAGAGUAGGAAUUGCAGCCCAAAGCGCCUGGAUUAUCUCUAGUGUUGUCUUGGAUGUGAUGAACUUGAUGUGGAUGGUCAAAAUUACAAAGGGAUGCUACAAAGUUAUUUGUCUCACUAGACAAGAAGAAGUCAAAAUGUGUAAGAAUGGAAAAUCUGACUAGAAAUCAUAUAUGUAAAACUGAACUUCUCUAUAAAGAUCAUUUGGGUUCAUUGAAACAAUACACACUUUUGCCAUAAAAUGCUCCUUUAAGGAAACAAGGUAUUGCCUCUUUAUUGAUCUUAACCUUUCCCUUGCCACACUGCCUGCAUGUCCAGGGUCACUUCAUUUAAAGACAAUCCCACUCUAUGGAAUGGGAAACAAUGGCAUAUGACAUACUGUAUAUAUAGGUUCAUACAAAUGAGUCUAGCUUGUGUUCUAAGCACUUAAUUGACAAAUGAACUUAAAAAGGAACAGACUGAUUAGUUGGUGGUCUUCUAUCAGUAUGUUCCUAAAAUGUUUUCACUCAGGUUUCUCAAUGUGUUGUGUGUGGCUUUUUUUUUUUUUUUUUUUUUUUUUUUUAAAAGCCUGUGAAUGUUAAGAUCUUUUGUUGUAAGUUAUGCAGAUAUGGCAAGUUUCCUGCCAUGUUUCUGUGGUUUCUCUUAUUAGUAUUUGGUGUUAACAAUCAAGAUUUCAUCCUUGACAACUUUUUUUUUAUUUUUUUGCAACAAAGGCUAAGAAUUUAGCUUUGAUGCUAUGAAUAUUUUACUGACUUUGUUGCCUUAUGCAUGGACACAAUCUUUUGGGGAUUUAUGAAUACGUUAUACCAGUAUCUGUAAAACUGUUUAUCUUUUAAAAAAAUCUUUUAUGUGGAGGGACGGCUGUGCUAAUGUCCUUCUAGUAGUAUUACUGUUAAAUCUGAUCAGAAUUCUGAUCCAAAGUUACCAUGAUAAACAGUGUGUGGAAACAAACUCCUUUUUACUACAGUGCUCUCACUGUGAAGGCGGCGGCUGCUGCUGCUACUACUACUUUUGAAAAGUAUUGCAACUCUGCUUCUAAAUGUAUUAUUAUUAUUAUUAUUUUAACCAAGAGACUUCUAGGGUGUAAACAACUUAAGUAUAGGAGACUAAAUACUUUUGUAUAUGUGGCUAUGUCACAGUAACCCUCUCCCCUCCAGAACUGCCACCUUAGUAUGAAAAUGCUCAUAUUGUGUUCAAAUGCUCAUAAAUAUGUAUUUGUCAUUGUUUCCUUGUUGUGCAUAUGCCUGGAAAUUUGAGGUGCUCGCCAAAGAAAUCCCAUCUUAUAAGCAAGAAGACUUAUCAGUGGCCCCAACAGAGAAUAGUUUCUGUUAUUCUCUUCAAAACUGUUGAGAAGAUUUAUAGAGUGGGUCACAGAAGCAGCUAACAUUGGUAGGGACAACAUUCUGUUUUUGGAUCCACAUAGUCCUUGUCAGAUAUUCUGCUUUCUCUUCAAUUCUAGAACUUCCAGUGAUGUCCAUGGGAGAUGGGGGAAAUUUGAGAAUGUGGGAAGAUCAGAAUAUGGAAGAGAUGCCAACCUGAGAGAAUUUUGUUUUCUCUCAUAUAACUGUUGUGGAGGGGCUAGAUGUUUUGUGGUGGUUUUUGUUUGUUGGAACAAUGCUUUCUUCACUUGAUUUGUCAUCACUUGUAGUUUGUGAUACCAUCUGCUAGUAUGUGCUGCUGAAACUGCAUUUUCACUCACUAGUGUGGUGCUAUUACGUAAAAACAUUGUAGCAAACUAUUCAAGCAACUUCUUUUGUUAACAUUUAUCAAAUUCUUGUCUUGUUGGGAUAUGUGUUUUUGUGUGUGUGUGUGUGUGUGUGCUGUUCUCUUCUUUCCUCUAAACAAAUGCAGGUGUCUGGCUAUUAGUUAGUGUAGGCUAGAAGGGAGAGCUGUAAAACAAACACACACUUUCCAGGAACUAGCUGUCCCUUUAUGAUUUACUGAGGGCUUGUCUACACUUACAGCUUCACUGUAGCACUUAGUGAAGACACUGCCUACACUGAUGAAACAGCUUCUCCUGUUGGCAUAGGUACUCAACCUUCCCAGGAGGCAGUAGCUAUAUCAAUAGGAGAAGCCCUCCUGUUGACAUAGCACUGUCGACACUGGAGGCUAGGUCGGUAUAACUACAUCGCUCAGGGUGUGGAUUUUCCACACCCCUGAGUGCCGCAGUAAUACUGACAUAAGUUUGUAGUGUAAAUCAGGGUUGUGUCUCCCUAGGUCACCAAGAAGACUCCACAAACUGCUAGCAAAGGUCUUUUGCGUUGUCUUGCCGUAUAGCCAAGGCAGUUGUGGCUAAAGCAGUUCAGCUCUUCUCUUUGAAGAGUAUAAUAGAUCGUUAUAUGGGUUGAUAUAAUACUCACUUUUACAGGCAUAGUUACAUUAUUUAACAGUAAUUUUUUUUCAGCAUUAUCUUUAUUUUUCAAUGGGUGGGAGGCAAAGAUUGCUAAUGCAUUCAGUUCCUUACACUAUAUUCUUGGCAGUCCCGUUGCUUUAUUAUGUAGAUGAGUUGUUCAGUCCUAGAAAGCAUAGUAACUGAAGUGUGUGUUUUAUUUUCUUGAAUUAGCACAUUGUUUUUUGUCUUUGGUACCAAUAAAUUCAUAUUAUCAGUCAAUUGCCCUCCAUUACAUUUUUUAUUAAAACAAAGGAAAACCUUUUUAUCAACAUAUAGAUUCAGAUACUUUUAAAAAUAGUGAUUUAAUUCAAUAUGUACACCAAGGCAGUUCUAAUGUAUUAGUGUUCAAGAUGAUAACUAGUGAAAGAGAGGGUUUUUUUGGUAAUCUGAUUAAUAACUAAGUUUGCACAUUUGUAAUAACUUUUAUGUUUACAUUUUGGUUUUCUCUUAGCCAGUUUCAAAAUCAGUAAUUGAGUAGACUCAAGCACUUUGGAUAAAACACACCUUGAACAUAGAAGUAUGGUGUUUACUAAUUCUGAAAAUACAGUAGGAUGAAACAUUUUUCAUAAGGAAAAUGAUUUUACAGGAAGUAAGGACUUCAUGACAACUGCAUUGGAAGUCUAUCCUUUUUUAAGCGUUCAUCUUUAAUGGCAUUUGAAUCCUACAUACAGUAAAUUAAAUUCCUAAUUUCCAAUGUAGAGUCUUCACUAAAGCUAUAAACUUUAAAAUAGUCUAUUCCCUUGUAUUCUCCAUUAUACAUAAAUCUUGGAUAGUGACUAAGACUCAGGUUUAUCAUAAAAGUAUGAAAGAUUAUAUUAAAACUAGAUUGGACAAAGUCCUAGAAAAUACAGCAUGGGGAACAAUCUAUAGUGGAAGAGGAAUGGGCUAGAUGACCUACUAAUCCAUUUGGUCUGAAUAGCUUUUAUCCUCUAGGAUUCAAUUGCAUUGUAAAAGAAGAUCAGCAAAUAUAUCCAACCAUAUUUGCUAUGUCCAUUUGGUUUGAAUUAAGUUCUGAUUUAUUUUAUUUGGUGUUACAAGGCUAUACUAUAACCACACAGCAGUUGUGUGCUAGAAUAAUUUUUAAAUGGUCAUGAUUGCCAAUGUAUUGGGCAAGGACAGAAAUAUACAGAUUGCACAUAUGUGAUGGACAGAAUACACCUAUCCUUUAUUUUUAGGGCUCCUUCACAGGCCACUAAGAUUAUAUAUGAUGCAGCAUAUUAUAUAAUACUGAAACCAGCUGCUGUUUUUGUUCCUCUACUAGACUCAGUUUAGUUACAUUUCUCUAUCUGAAGUAUCAAUCUAAAACUGAUUAAACUGAUUAAAACAGAUUAAAUUGUCUCCUUUAUUCAAAAUAGAAUUGUUGCUAGAAUUUCUGAUCACAAGCAUCUGUCUUGUAAAGGACUUAUGAUUAAUAUCUAAUACACAUAUGCACCUUAGUCUUGCAAAAUUCUAUAGGUCUGUGGUGAGCAGCAUGGAGUUUUUUGUGUUUUUUUUUUUUUUUCCCCUGGGCAGGAGGAGGAGGAGUUGCAGGGUUUUUUUGGUGGGUGUAUGUCUGGGGUGGCAGAUCUGAAGGGGUGUGUGCAGACAUUCAUUUGGGACUAGAUUUUUCUCCUUAGAAUUUUGCCAUCCUAGGAAGUAAAAAGAAGUCAGUGAUUCCCUCUUUGAGCUGAGAGGUAGUAACCUGAACAGCCCAUUGCAAAGCACAGCUUAUUGUUUGCCUUUUCCCCUGCCAUCUUUGCAUUCAGCGAGCUCUACUGGCUGAUGUGUUAAGAGAAUACCACGGCACUUCCCCUUAUUACAUACGUGGCACUCAGUGCUGUAGAAGAGACAACACUGAGGGUAUGUCUACAGUGCAAUGUAAGCCUGGGCUCAGACUCAGGCUUGAGCGCUAACCCCCCUUCUGUCUACACACAAAGCUAAGGCCAGUAAGCCCCUGGAUCCAGAAUUUAGGAUCCAGCAAGAGGAGUUCAUCCAAACACAAGCCCCACUAGUCCACAGUGCAUCAUUAUGUAGUGUGGAUGUAGCUUGGGCCUGGGUCCCCCAGACUCAUGUCCUGAUAGUCUGCCAAUUCUAUCACACAGUCCCAUGGGCCAAUGUUCCUUGUUCUUUCUAUCUCAAGACUAACCAGCUGACUCCCAGGAAAUGGAAGCCUCCCCUUGUUCAAGUAUAGCUGCUCAGUGUUUAACAUUGUAUUCUGAAUGCUGAGCUGCAGACAACAGAAUGAACCAUCUCCUGUGCUAGCUAUGGCCACCGAUAAGAAGUCCAUUGACAAACACAUUGUUCCCUGAUGACAGGACCACAGUCAGAUAUUGGUUAAUCUCUGGUGUGAGGCAAGCAACAAGUUUCUCUUCACUACAAAAUUGCAGAUGAACUGGCAGUGUGCAGGAUUCACCGGACUGGUGACCAGUGCUGCAUCUGGAUUAGGCAGCUCAAGACUAUUGGAAAGCCAGGGUUGAAAACCACACCUUUUGGGAACUCCCCAACAUCCUGCCUCUUUAAUGAGGAGUUUGACUGGGUGUUGGCUACUGCAUCAAGCACGGAACCAACAGCAGUUCGAUAGCCUGGUCAGCUGGGAUGGUGACCUUCUGACCCCUGAACUACUCCUAUACUAGAGGGGAACCAGCAGGCACCAGAUCAAGCUAGUGAAGUGACUCUGGUGCUCACACUGGUUUCCAAAGAGGUUCCACCACCAGAGCAGCUGCAGCACAUGCUGGGUCCAUACUCCAAGGAGCUGUUUGAUUUUCCCCCCCCCACUCCCAGGGAGGAGCCUGCUGCAGAACUAGUAGAAACUGCAGAAACAGAAGAGACAUAAGUAGCCCCAGAGCCUGGUACAUUUCUGGAUCCAUGUUUCUUGCUCUUAAUAUAGGAAUGGGAGAAACUUCAGAUUUAUGAUCCAAUGCAAAAUGUAUUACAAGUAGGGUUGUCAAUUUAAUCGCCGUUAACUCACACGAUUAACUCAAAAAAAAUUAAUCGCAGUUAAUUGCACUGUUAAACAAUAGAAUACCAAUUAAAAUAUAUUAAAUAUUUUUGGAGGUUUUUCUACAUUUUC